AUGACCGUCUUUGGAGGAUGUGGCAGGUUGAGGCAGUGUUGCAAGCUUUAUCAUAGCGUGCUCAGAGAGACAAAGUGCUACAACCUUUCCCGAGAAGCUUUUGUAGGAGAUCGUCGUGCCGAUAGAGAGAUCGACAAGUCUAGCGAUAACCGAAUGGGCCGACUGAGGAGUGUCCUUGACAGUCGUGGGCCUGGUUUGCUUACUUGGGUUGAGAUCAAUUUAUGGGUCACGCCAUUCUUUGUGAUCAGGAUUUUAAUGGUUGAAAGGAACAUAGACUUGGUAUAUGGAGGUGGAAGCAUAGGGUUGAUGGGCCUCGUCUCUCAAGCUGUUUAUGAUGGAGGCCGCCACGUGUUAGGGGUGAUUCCAACAACUCUAAUGCCCAGAGAGAUAACGGGAGAGCCAGUCGGAGAAGUGAGAGCAGUCUCUGGUAUGCAUCAGAGAAAGGCAGAGAUGGCUAGGCAAGCUGAUGCAUUCAUAGCCUUGCCUGGCGGGUAUGGUACAUUGGAGGAGCUAUUAGAGGUCAUAACUUGGGCUCAGCUUGGAAUUCAUGAAAAACCGGUGGGCUUACUAAAUGUAGAUGGAUACUACAAUUCAUUGUUGUCUUUCAUAGACAAGGCUGUGGAUGAAGGUUUCAUUAGACCUUCUGCCCGUCACAUCAUUUUGUCUGCCCCAACUGCCCAUGAACUCAUGAACAAGCUCGAGGAUUACGUUCCUGAACAAGAUGAGGAUGCGUUAAAAUUGAGUUGGGAGAUGGAGCAACAAUAUGGAUACACCACAAGAUCUUCAGACAUUGCCCGUUGA
Messenger RNA from Striga hermonthica, 801 nucleotides. The record is from the annotation of a GenBank genome assembly. Lineage: Eukaryota; Viridiplantae; Streptophyta; Magnoliopsida; Lamiales; Orobanchaceae.